Penicillium longicatenatum is the source of this 1821-nucleotide messenger RNA. RefSeq names its product transcription factor TFIIIC subunit TFC1. Lineage: Eukaryota; Fungi; Ascomycota; Eurotiomycetes; Eurotiales; Aspergillaceae. Bases 1 to 1821 code for a protein of 606 amino acids. Gene Ontology annotation, biological process: transcription initiation at RNA polymerase III promoter. The record is from RefSeq and is a predicted model, not a curated record. Gene Ontology annotation, cellular component: transcription factor TFIIIC complex. The transcript is spliced from 5 exons.
AUGGACGCACCCCGAGAGGUUAGGACGGCCCCGUCAUACAAUAUCCCAUCUCGACAGCUGAUCAGCGUGGAGCACCCUGCCGUCAUUCGCAACAUUGACAAAGCCCUUGAAACACUGCAAGGCAAUACAGGAAUCAACAAAAUCAUGAACCCAACUAGAGUUGAUGCUCCUGCGCAUCUGAUACUGCGACCGGAAGAUGCCAUGGCACGACCUCUCGUAUCUACAGUUGGCCAAACAAACAAUAUCUUGCUCAAAGUGAAAGUACCGAAGCGAACUGGCCGGAAACGCAAGAGAGGAUCUGAUGAGCCGUUCACUGAUGGGCCAGAAGAUGCACCAGGCCCUCAGCGACAGACAUCCAAAAAUCUGAUGCGCUCUCUUCGUGAUAAUCCCUCCCAGUACAAGAUCCAGGCAGUCGGGAAGGUUGAGCGUACCCAUGUGUUUCGAAGUAUGCCGGAUUUUGUUUACUCCACAGCCAACAGCGUGUUCGUCCAAAAGUUCCGGGAUUAUAUUGUCCCAUAUGACUUAAAAAAAUUAAAACAGUUUGAUAUCGACCUGGCAAAAGGUACAAUUACAGACGCGGAUAUCAUACCACCACCGGCACUUAGCAGCGAACAGGUUCCGUUCCUCUACAUGUACCGCCAAAAUCCGGGCGUUAAGCAAACUCUGGAUGAAUCUGGCCGAAUAAUCACGGAGAACGUCCAACAAGCCACCAAGAUUCGCACUCAUCUUGUGGCACACGAUAUUCUUGAAGUCCCCAGCAAACCUCAAGAAAGCCUCCCACCGAUUGAGACUCUCGACGUCAUUCUGCGUAGGGUUAUCGAAUUCGUCAAAGAACUCUUUGAGAAGCGUCCUAUCUGGACACGCCGCGCUAUUCGAAAUUUCCUCCACUCGGAUGAACAACGCUAUCUUCUUCGUCUCGCAAUUCCCUAUGUAGGAUACAUCUUCCGCGCAGGACCAUGGCGUGACGCCAUCAUCAAGCUUGGUGUCGACCCGCGCACUUCCCCAGAGUUCCGGCACUACCAGACCUUCAUGUUCCGCCUAAUGCCCGGCGAAUCCGAUAUAGGUCGAGAUGGUAGCCGUCGCGACAGAUAUGCCCGUCUGGAUCCAGAAACUCGAAUUGAGAUCCCCGAUUCUAAGGAUUCCUAUAUCUUUACGGGAAAUUUACCCCUACACAAAGAUGGACGAAUCUGGAUGGUCUGCGAUAUUACAGAUCCCCUUCUCAAAAGUCUCCUCUACCCCCCCGAAGAAAACUCUGAACCUCAUCUUCGAGAGGAGUGUGAGAUUGUCUCAGAUGGUUGGUUUGGUAGCGGAACUUUGGCCAAGGUGAAGAUCAUCAUGCGUGCCAAGAUCGCAUCGUUACUUGAGGGCGUCGAGCCUGACGACGCGGAUUACAUUAAGGUUUCCGAAUUUCCGAAUUUUGCGAAAACGGAGGCUGAAGUCACUGCCAACUUCCAGGUUGAUCCGCGUACCUCAACUCCCAAAGAGAUUUCGUUAGCAACGGAGAUUCGUGCUGCUAUCAAGAGUGCUCCGCAGUGGAGGCGAAUCAAUGCGAAGGAUAAGGAAGGAGAAGAGAGGAAAUGGAAGGGCAAGGGAGCAAGUGCAAACCAGUCGUCACAGACAAGAGAGGCGGAGAUAGAGGACUAUGAAGAGAGACAUUCAAAAGAAGCGGAGAGUGAGGGCGAAGAGGAAGAGAUGGAGAGGGUGGAGAUAUUGGAGGAGCAGGUUGCGGCUGCACUGGCGGCUAGGGAGGCUGCUGAGGAAGAUGAAGACGAAGAGGGAAAUGAUACGCAGGAAGGGGAUGACGACGAUGAAGAAUACUGA